AUGGCAUCUCUGCAGCCUGUGUGGACCUUGUCUUGGAUCCUGAUUCUGCUGGCUGUCCUGGCCCCCGGGGCUGCAGCUGACUUCAACAUCUCAAGCCUCUCUGGUCUGCUGUCCCCAGUGAUGACGGAAAGCCUGCUCGUUGCCUUGCCCCCGUGUCACCUCACAGGGGGCAAUGCCACCCUGACUGUCCGGCGAGCCAAUGACAGCAAAGUGGUGAGAUCUAGCUUCGUGGUGCCUCCGUGCCGCGGACGCAGGGAGCUGGUGAGCGUGGUGGACAGCGGGUCUGGCUUCACAGUCACCCGGCUCACUGCAUACCAGGUGACAAACCUGGUGCCAGGAACCAAAUACUACGUUUCCUACCUCGUGACAAAGGGGGCAUCCACCGAGUCCAGCAGAGAAAUCCCAAUGUCCACACUUCCUCGAAGGAAGGCAGAAUCCAUUGGGCUGGCAAUGGCCCGGACAGGGGGCAUGGUGGUCAUCACGGUGCUGCUCUCGGUCGCCAUGUUCCUGCUGGUUCUGGGCUUGAUCAUCGCCCUAGCACUGGGCGCCCGAAAGUGA
Rangifer tarandus platyrhynchus (Svalbard reindeer) is the source of this 558-nucleotide messenger RNA. The record is from the annotation of a GenBank genome assembly. Lineage: Eukaryota; Metazoa; Chordata; Mammalia; Artiodactyla; Cervidae.